Dromiciops gliroides (monito del monte) is the source of this 1288-nucleotide messenger RNA. Its product is annotated as natural cytotoxicity triggering receptor 2-like. Gene Ontology annotation, molecular function: signaling receptor activity. Gene Ontology annotation, cellular component: cell surface. Lineage: Eukaryota; Metazoa; Chordata; Mammalia; Microbiotheria; Microbiotheriidae. The record is from RefSeq and is a predicted model, not a curated record. The transcript is spliced from 5 exons. Bases 97 to 732 code for a protein of 211 amino acids.
GGAGAAUCAGGACCAACACCCUCCUGCCACCCAUCAGGCCAAGGACAGCAUGAAGAGACCACCUCCCAUGUCCCCUGCCUCUGAACCCAUGGAGGCAUGAUGGCCCAGGCAGACCCACUGCUGCUGCUGCUGCUCCUGCUACUGCUUUUGCUGUUAAUGGGCUCCCAGGGCCAAGGGCCUGAAGAAGUGAAUUUGCAGGAGGGGAGGACACUCAUACUGAGAUGCAGAUACAAUCCCCAAAUAUAUGAGAGGAGGUGGAAAACCUGGUGUAAGUGGAGAGAGAAUGGAGGGGUGUGUGAUAGACUAAUUACCAAGAACUCAGGCUCUCUCUUGGAAAUCUGGGACCCACGAGCCUCCCUGAAGGAUAACCACAACACUGGCAUUAUGACCAUCAGUAUGUCUGAGCUUAGGGUGGAGGACUCAGGCAACUAUUCAUGUGGAAUCUAUUACCUGGACAUCCCUUUAAUUGAGGUUAUCAGGACAAUCAGCCUCCAGGUUUCUCCAGCCCCAACAUUGAGGACCAUCAAACAUUCUCAAACUACCACUGAGACACCUGUCACCACCUCUGCCACCCCCUUGGUCACCAGCAGGCCAUCACAUUCUUCCAUUUGCACCAGUUACCCAGUUAUCCAGGUACUGUCUUGGCUCAUUGUGACCAAAAGCCUAAUCUUCACAGCUCUGGUUGUUCUCAUGAGCACAUGCAGGUAUCUAGGGAAAGGAAGGAGCCACUGAGAGCUUUCUCAGCAUCCAAAUGGCCCGGGAUGAAAUGAAAUCAUUUCAAUGAAUAUCCCAACUUGAUUCAUGGUCCUGCCAUGCUGAGCUUUGCCUGGGCCACAGGCAAUGAGGGGCUUUCCCUCUCUGCACAAAGGAUCCAUCCACCAUCAUAUGCUGACACCCCCACCCAGAUCCUUGAAGCCCUUUGCCUGCCCUUCCAGCCCUGAGUGGACCUCUGAGCUCACCUCUUCUUUCCUCUUGUGCUAACACCCCCACACCCUCUGCCAUGUCUAUCCCUGGCUUUGUAAUUGCUCUGUAGGUGAGUCAGUCUGUCCCUCUUAAGCUUUAGAAUGGCUCCUCGUUGUCUUUGAAAUGAGGUUCAAAUUCCUGGUAUUCAAGGACUCUCAUGGUGUGGCCCUCAAUUAUUGAUCCAUUCUUGUUUCUAUUUCCCCACUGAGACUCUCCCCUGUAGUCAGACUGGGCUCUUCAUGUUCUCUGUAUCAAUGCAUAAAACUCCAGUCUGAAUGCUUGCCAGCUCUGUACAUAAGGAUCCCUGUGUGCUACAUUAUGACAA